This is a messenger RNA of Cebus imitator (Panamanian white-faced capuchin), 2447 nucleotides long. RefSeq names its product olfactory receptor 11H7. Gene Ontology annotation, cellular component: membrane. Gene Ontology annotation, biological process: G protein-coupled receptor signaling pathway. Gene Ontology annotation, molecular function: G protein-coupled receptor activity; olfactory receptor activity. The transcript is spliced from 3 exons. The record is from RefSeq and is a predicted model, not a curated record. NCBI's taxonomy places the organism in Eukaryota, Metazoa, Chordata, Mammalia, Primates, Cebidae. The coding region runs from base 324 to 1268 and encodes 314 amino acids.
UUUACUGAAAAACAAAUUAGAUAUAAAACAAACCAUUUUUGCCUCUAUUUCAAGACUUUUUUUUAUAUCAAAAGAAGAUGAAAUGUUUAUUUUUGUCCAUUGCCACAGAAAAUUCAAACAGCCUGGAGUUUACAAGAAUCAGAGCCAAAGGACUUAUUCGAGAAAGAUAAAUCAGGAUUUGCUUAGGAAUUUUUUUUAGAAUAUCUAAUAUAUUCACCUGAAAGAGUCAAACUCCUUAUCCCCCCAAAAAAGCUUCAAGAUGCCUUAUCAGCAAAGUAAAUUGUCAUUGCCUAUCUGUGUUCUCUCCACAGUCUGGGGGAACCAUGAAUAACUCACAGAUAUCUACUGUGGCACAGCUUGUCUUGUUGGGCUUUCCUGGUCCCUGGAAAAUCCAGAUCAUCUUUUUCUCAAUGAUUUUGUUGGUCUACAUCUUGACUCCGACUGGGAAUAUGGCCAUCAUCUGUGCAGUGAGGUGGGAUCACCGGCUCCAUACACCUAUGUACAUACUCCUGGCCAACUUCUCCUUCCUAGAGAUCUGGUAUGUGACCUGCACAGUCCCCAACAUGCUGCUAAAUUUUUUUUCCAAAACCAAGACCAUAUCCUUCUCUGGAUGCUUCACUCAGUUCUACUUCUUCUUUUGCCUGGGCACAACUGAAUGCUUCUUCCUCUGUGUCAUGGCUUAUGAUCAGUACCUGGCCAUCUGCCACCCUCUUCACUAUCCCUCCAUCAUGACUGGUCAGCUCUGUGCCAUUUUGGUAUCUCUUUGUUGGCUCAUUGGUUUCCUUGGACAUUCAAUUUCCAUUUUCCUCAUUUCUCAACUACCUUUCUGCGGUCCCAACAUCAUUGAUCAUUUUCUGUGUGAUGUGGACCCACUGAUGGCAUUGUCCUGUGCCCCUACUUACAUCAUAGAGCAUGUGUUCCAUUCUGUGAGCUCUCUUUUCAUCAUCCUCACCAUGGUGUACAUCCUUGGGUCCUAUGCCUUAGUACUCAGAACUGUGCUUCAGAUUCCUUCUUCAGCUGGAUGGCAAAAGGCCUUCUCUACCUGUGGAUCGCACUUGGUUGUGGUGUCUCUGUUCUAUGGAACCAUAAUGGUGAUGUAUGUGAGUCCCACAUCUGGCAACUCAGUUGCUAUGCAUAAGGUUAUCACACUGAUAUAUUCUGUGGUAACACCUGUCUUAAACCCUCUCAUCUACAGCCUUCGCAACAUGGACGUGAAAUAUCCAGUGAAGCAUGUCUUCUGUGCAAUGAGAAUUAUCCAGAGCUCAUGAAUAGGUUUUUUUUUAAAAUAACUCAGUAACUCUCUAGGCAAUUGGAAGAAUAAUCCUCGUCUUUUAACACAAACUGACUUUUAUUCAUAGUCAUCACAGUCCUUUUGUACAAGCAAAACUCCUCAUGUAUCUAAUCAUAUUUUGAUGGCUUCUAGUUUCAGAAAUGUGUUCCAUGGGAGCAAGUUGGCCCCAACAUACAGUAAAAAUAACACUUAAAAAUCUUAGUAUCUAUUUCCAGAAAGGUUUUUACUUUGGUGUGCAGUCUCUAGCCAAACAAUUUUGCUAAAACAUAUGAAUCAAAUCGAUUGUUUGUGAACAUAGUUAUCUAUCACUUCUUUAAAAAAGAUACAAUAUGCCUGUUGUCCUGCAUGUUUGGUGACACAUCACUGUGUACACUAAGGCACACUUUAGAGAUUGUAAAUUCAGUUUCACAAUCCUUAAUUCAUCAUCCUCAUCAACAGUGUACAAGGGGAGGCUGGAAGUUAGAUUUACAGAGUUGUUAGUACACAGUCCUGCUAAGUGAAGUGAGGGUCACAUCAAAAGAACCACUUAGAGGGCUUGACCCUGUCCCCUGACAUUUGAAGGACACCUUGACUGUCCUUGAUUUGUACCUGGAAAAAAAUGUAAAGACUGUGAAAGAGACGACUCUGAGAAAGAGUAAAAGGAGAUGGGCUAUAGCAGCAGCAAACUAAACUCCCACCCAUAACAGAACAAAUAUAGAAUACCCACAUUUGACCUAGUUAGACCCUAUGAGAAGUAACCUUCUUGUGCUGUCUUAAAAGGAAUCCUACCCAAAAGUGCUACUUGGAAAAGUAAGGCCAUUUCAAAAGUAAGUCUAUACAGAGUAGGUUACCCAAAUCCAGGGUUAAAAGAAGUCAUAUGGAGUCAGCCAGUGAAGCAUUGCCCACAUCAGAAAAUCUACAGUUUGGAGAGCCCACCUCAAAAAAAGAAAAUAUGUCAUGAAAAAGACAUUUAGACUACUGUUAAGCCUAUAAGGUAACAAUAUCUAAGUCAAGAAAAAGACUUUCUGCCUUUACUUCUUUCCCACCCCAAACCUAGAAUAACCAGAGUCAGCAGACUAAUGGAGGAAAAGAGAAAUGAAAGGUCAGAGGGAAACAAGCAGAUCAAGCCUAAAUCAGAUCCAGUUUGGAGGAAUGAGUUUUAAUUUGGAUAAAAAAA